CCCACAUGGCUGUCCCGACCCCCGGGGCAGGUGGUGUUCGCCAACACGAAGGGUACGGCCAUCUCCUGCACGGCUAGCGGAAGUCCGGCACCAGAACUUGAUUGGAUCAAAGAGGACGGCACCGAGGUGGAGAACAUCCCGGAGCUGGUGACGGUGCUGGCCAACAACACGCUCUACUUCCACCCCUUCCAGGUUCCCCGCUUCAGGGCAGACGUCCACAAGAGGUCGUACCGGUGCCUGGCAUCAAACGCCGGGGGCACCAUCGUCAGCAGCAACGUCACGGUCCGGGCCGUCCUUGUGGAACAAUAUACUAAUUAUGAAGUGACAUUGAAUGACAAAUGGGUAAUGAGAGGUAGCACAGCAGUCCUGAGAUGUACAAUAAAUCCAACUUACGUCACGGAUUACGUUAAAGUAAUUGCAUGGACACGAGGUGACAGAGAGCUGUAUUCAGAUGGAAAUAUCAGUGUGCUCCCAGAUGGUGUCCUACACAUAAGGAAUGUCCAGGAAGAGGACACUGGACUGUCUGCACUAUAUACUUGUGUAACACGCAAUGUCCUCACUGGAGAGAAUAGAACCAGUAAAGGAGCUUCCUUAAGAUUACAUGAACCACCAGCUGGAGGGGCCCGCCCAAAGAUAGAUGACAAACUCACAUCUGUGACCAUAAGUCAGGGCGACACAGUUGAGUUACCCUGCGUAGCCAGCCAGGCAUACCCAACACCCAUCUUUACAUGGAAGAAAGAUGGCUUCUCGUUGGCUAUUGAUGGCUGGCGCUUGGCACAGCGAGGAAGCAACUUGUAUAUCAGAAAUGCUACAGUUUACGAUAGUGGCGAGUACAUUUGCACUGGUGCCAACAGCCAUGGGCUCGACUCAACCUCAACCCAGCUUACUGUUACAUCUCCUUUAUCAGUACUCAUUGAGCCAUCAGAUCAGAUUGUUGACGCUGGUCACACUGCCUUAUUUAACUGCACGACUUACGGCCACCCCAUCAACACAAUUGCUUGGUUUAAAAAUGGUAAACUGCUGGUGGAGAGCAAACGUGUGUACGUUGAGUCCAGUACGAUGCUGGUGGUCAAAGAUGUGGGCAGGGCUGACCACGGGAUGUACCAGUGUUUUAUUGGCAACGACAGGGACUCGGCUCAAGGGGCAGCGCAGCUUUCUCUUGGAGCUGCACAGCCUCUACUGUUGGAUGGUUUCCAAGAACAGUUUGUACAGACAGGUCAAAAGGUCACAAUGCAUUGCAAGUUCUCUGGCAACCCAGUACCCCUGGUGACCUGGUCACUAGAUGGCGCUGAUUUACCUUUGGACCCAGCCAUAGCCUGGAACAGUUUUCUGACAAUGGAGGGUGACGUCAUGAGUUACGUCAACAUAUCCCGUGUGGAGGUGGCCCUGGGUGGGGAGUACACAUGUUACGCGGCCAGUAAAGUUGGGCAAGCAAAGCACACAAACAGGCUCAAUGUCUAUGGUAACCCAUUCAUAAAGCCCAUGCCAAACGUGACAGCUACAGCAAGCAAGGAUCUGACCCUGCGAUGCUAUGUCUCAGGUUAUCCUCUGGAGUCAAUACAGUGGACAAAAGGGUCAGCACAGUUGCCUAUCAACCACAGACAGAGCGUGUUGGACAAUGGAACACUGGUCAUUCGACAUGUCCAGAGGGAGGACUCUGGUCAGUACACAUGUGUGGCUCGCAACAGGGAGAAGCUGGGGAUGGAGAAGAACAUGCACAUCGCUGUUGUUGAGCCACCAGUUAUUGACCCAUUCCAUUUUCGACAACGCAAGCAAGGGGACAGAAUUCUUGUAACUUGUGCCAUUAUCAGCGGUGAUCUCCCUAUAACCAUUCAGUGGGAAAAAGAUGGCAGGGCCAUCCCACAGGACCUGGGUAUUAGAAUACAGCAAUUGGGUGACUAUUCUAUUCUGUCAAUAAAUGGAGCAACCCCUAGGCAUGAUGGGAACUACACAUGUUAUGUUAGCAACGCAGCAGCUUCUGUGAACUACACGGCUUCCUUACACAUUGAUGUGCCGCCACGGUGGGUGAUGGAGCCGGAAGAUUCCUUCGUCAUCCUCCACGAGUCUGUCCAGCUGGACUGUCUAGCAGACGGCACGCCUGACCCGCAGGUGGUCUGGAAGAAAGCCGAAGGACAGACACCUGGCAACUACCAGCAGCUGACCUUUGACCCCAAGCAGGACCACCGUGAACUGUUCCACAAUGGGACACUGGUCAUCAACAACGCCAAAGAAGAGGAUCAUGGGUACUACCUGUGUCAUGCCAGCAACGGAAUCGGAUUUGACAUUAGCAAAGUUAUUCAUUUAAAUGUUCAUAUACCUGCACGCUUCAAUGAACCCAGACACAACUACACCGUGAUGAAGGGCCAGAGCAUCACAAUGGAGUGUCAGGCUGUGGGGGACAAGCCACUCUCCAUCUCCUGGAGUUUCAAAGGGGCUCCCAUCAGUUCACACACCAACGACAGGGCUAAUGUCGUGUCACAGUCCACCCCACGGGGCAAGCUCUCCCAGCUGACCCUCAACCCAACAACCAGAGAAGAUUCCGGGUCCUACACGUGUAACGCCAAGAAUAAGUUUGGCUACGGAGUUCUUGUCAACAACCUUGUUAUUCAUGAGCCCCCAGAGCCCCCAAUGAAAGUGAAAGUCAGCAACAUCACAAGCCGCACUAUGGUGGUGGCCUGGGAGACUCCAUUCGAUGGCAACAGUCCCAUCAUUGGGUUCACAGUCCAGUUCAAGAAUGAAACAGAUGUCUGGCAAGGCAUCCUGCCAAAUAUCUCAGUGGGGCUCAACCAGCAGGUGGCGCUAUUGACCAACCUGCUGCCAUCUUUCACCUACCACAUCCGCGUGCUGGCCAACAACACAGUGGGCUACAGCGAGCCUAGCGACAUAGUCGAGGCUACUUUAGAGGAAGAAGCACCAACUGGACCCCCCGACAGAGUGACUGUACAGGCCAUUGGUUCACAAGCACUCAAGGUCAUGUGGGAGCCGCCAGUCUUAGGCUACCAGAAUGGAAAAAUCCUGGGGUAUUACAUCGGGUACAAAGAAACCCAGAGCCCCGCCCAGUUCAUCUACCAGACCCAUGAGGUACCAGAGGGCAUGGACCCAGCCAAAGCUCCCACAGAACACACCAUCAGUAAGCUGAAGAAGUUCACCCAGUACACGGUGCACGUCAAGGCCUACAACAUCAAAGGCAUCAGUCCAGCCUCAGCUAAUCUCAAUGUCUUCACUCUGGAGGAUGUGCCCAGCCAGCCCCCCGAGGGAGUACAAGCCACCCCCCUGAGCUCUGAGAGCAUCAAGGUGGCCUGGUCGCCCCCACCCCUCUUCACCCUACAUGGCAUACUGCAGGGCUACAAGAUCCUGUACAAGCCAGUCAGACUUGAUGAAGAUGAGAGUGACGCCAACUUCCAGACGUCCUCCCAGCUUGAGAUUGUCCUGUUUGGCCUGGAGAAGUUCACAAACUACAGCAUCCAGGUCCUGGCCUACACAAGGAAGGGGGAGGGUGUCCGCAGCACUCCUGUCUAUGUUCGUACAAGGGAAGACGUUCCUGAUGCACCCUCAAAUAUAAUUGCACUGGCAACCAAUGACAGCGCCAUCAUAGUUGCCUGGACCCAGCCUGCCAGACCCAAUGGGAUCAUCACAAAGUACUCUCUGUACUUCAACAAUGAGAGCUCUCCUGAGGUGACUGACGUGUUGUUUGAACUGUCACCAAAUGUGACAAACUACAUGAUGGGAGGGCUGGCCCGUGGGGUGGACUACGCUUUUAGGGUGACAGCAUCUACGGCCAUGGGGGAGGGGAAGAGUACAAAAUAUAUUGGCAGCAGCACGCUAGUUGUUGCACCAGCCAGAAUAGCAAGUUUCUCUGAGGUGAUGACAGUGUCAUGGCAUGAAGAUGUCAUCCUGCCAUGCGUCACUGUCGGCAAGCCCAAGCCUACUGUUCAGUGGAGAGUCAGAAACUUCCCAAUAACAAACUCAGACAGGAUCUGGGUCACUGAAGACGGUUCCCUCCACAUUUCAUCUGUCACUGGCACUGACGCUGCCAACUACACAUGUCACGCAGAAAACCCACACGGCAGCAGCACAGUGGUAUACACACUUAGGGUUCAAGUUGGAGACCACAAAGGCACCCCACCUCUGCCUCCCCACCUGUACCUUGUGCUAACUACAACGACAACCAUCCAGGUGAACUGGUUGUCAGGCAGCAACGGAGGCAGCCCUAUCCAAGGGUUUGUCUUGAACUACAAGAAAGAACACAAUGGUUGGAAAUCUCUGAACCUGGGACCCCAGAACAGAACGUUCAUAGCCAACAACCUGAUGUGUGGGACCCAGUACAAGUUCACCAUUCACGCCUUCAACAAGUUGGGGGACGGGCUGGACUCGGAGACUGUGACAGCUAGGACUAAUGGAUCAGCCCCCAUCACACCCCCACAGAGCAUGCUGCUGGCCUCUGUCAACGCCACCUCCGUCACCCUCAACCUGAGCUACUGGCAAACCUCCGGCUGUCCCAUCAGGUUUUUCUCUGUCAGCUACAGGGCCUGGGACUUCCCUAAUGAAACCUUGGUCAACAACAACAUACAGCCCAACACUACACUUUUCAUCAUCCAAGACUUGCAGCCAGCGACCUGGUACAUCAUGGAUGUGGUGGCACACAGUGACGCGGGCUCUUCUACAAGCCAGCUCAAGUUUGCCACUCUCACCUUUUCUGGAAGCACCAUCAAGCCACUGAAGGUCCUCCACAAGCAGGAGUCAGAGUUCUACGAGAAGGUCUACUUCAUGGUGCCCAUCUGUGCUGCCGUCGUCUUCCUCUUCUCUGUCACUGUGGCCAUGUUCUUGUUCUGUCGACGCAGGAAGGACAGACUGCGAUACAAAGAACAUGCUGCCAACCUUCGUCGUGACAUCACGGCUGAGACGUCGCUCAUGAACGACCUUGACAAAAGGUUAAACACUGAGCUAGACAGCAGCAGCAGCAGUACCCUACCCGACCACAUCAGCAAACAGCGCAACGCCAACCUGCUGAUCUCACUCCAGAGUGACGACAACCUCCCCGGCAACAGCAGCGCCUGGCUCAUAGACGGCAGCAACAAGACCACAAGCGACAACGGAAGUUUCUGCCGUUCUGAAGAUGAAGGAAACAUCAACCCGUACGCCACGUACAAUGAAAUCAAGCAGACGUUUAACCCUGAGAUCAGGACCACCAUACCCCUGAAGGGAGCCGCUGUACCCAAAUCUUCAUCGGAGGAGGAUGACAUUGCCAUGCAGAAGGCCGCGGCCAGGAGAGAGAUGGAGGACUACCAGUCCAAGCAGUCCACCCAGUCCACACCCUCCGAGCCGUAUGUUCCAUUUUUCCACUCCAAGAGAGAGAAGCAAGCCAAGUACACCAAGAAACAGCCACCACCUCCCCUGCCAGCACCUAGACGGGCCCAGAAGGACCCAGUCAACAAAGAAGGCUAUGACAACCACGGGGUAAUCCUGAGCCCACGCCGUUACGCCAGCGCCGACCAGAUCCACGCCCUCUUCUCCCAGCCCUCCCGGCCACACAGCAGUAUGAAAUCUGGCUCAGAGUCUACAGACAAAGGUUCCCAAAGACACAGCCUAAUCUCCAGUGUGACCACAGUAUCCUCCAGCAGGGAUGAACUACUUGAGGCCCUGGAGAACGCCAAAAGGAACCCGCCCCCACCUGUGCUGUACGAGAGUGAGAAUGACCCACACCAAGAUGGUGGCACUGAGGGGGACAUUGACCCGGACUCUAGCUCACAGCCUACGGAUAGCUCUGUAACAACAGAACCUGGGAUCCGAAUGUUUACCCAGUCCCCACCAAAACCAAACGAGCAGAGACAAGCGUCCUGUGAGGUCCCGGCAUACGAGCAACAACAAAAGCGGAGACGGCCACAAAGGAUGGAGGUGGAGAGUGACACCAAUGAGGCCCCGACAACGGCCCUCAGACGGCCACUACCACCAAGAAAAGUGCGGCCCCGUCACCGUGGCAAGCAGAGGGGGCAGGUGACAGGCAAGAGGCCACUGGGAACAUUUAUGCCGAGGACACAGAGUGGGACCAGCACCACCAGUACCAACAGUGAAGAAGUGACCUACACAUUUGGAGAGCGCGCCCAGACCCCUAGGUCCAACAGCCCAGAGAACUACCCCCCAUACGCCACGGCCACCGCCACUGUCGUCCAGGAAGGUUUUGUUGAGUUCCGUUCUGAAACUGGCCGAGCCAGAAGAGGUGGUCGCAGGACACCCCAUGCCAGGGUCCGCUAUGACACCAAUAUCCAGACACCUGGAACAGAUGACCACCGUCCACUAGUCACUUCACUGGCCCAUCCAGCCCUAGCCACUUCUCCAGAGGAGGAGGAAUCUGUCAGCUUGCUUGACAGACACUACCGGCCUGUACCUGAGGAAGAAACAGAAAUGGACACCAGAGUUGGGAAAGAGGGCAAACCUGACAAAGGAUAUACUGAAGAUUUUACCAUUGUGUAGUGUCAACACUAUUCAUUUGGCCUGACCAAUGUCAAGUCAGCCAAUGUGGCAAGUCUGCCAUCACAGCACUACAUGAAUGGAUGGACUUAACCUUUCAUUGUUGCAUAAUUUUACCCCUUAGCUGGCAGCUUUCACUCUUGCAUGCUAAAAGUUUUGGAGAUUUUAUUUUCAAUUGUUUAGUUCUAAACUAAACUACUAAAAUUUGCUCCUGUUUGUUUACAUAUAAACAGAUACCUUAUUAUUUCAUGGCAAAGCAAGAAUUCUGCUUGGUGCAAAACCAUUUAAUUUGGGCAGAUAACUUUCCAGUAGUGAAGCCAAAAAAGUCACAAGAUGUUUCUGGCACUACAAUUUUUUUUCAUCUUUGCCUGUUUUGUUUGAAGAUAUGUGUGUGCAUAAUUUGAACCUGUUGGCCGUUGUUUUGUUGGCCGAAGCUUAUUUCAAUGUGCUAAUGAAAUAUAUACUACAAGUGCUGUGAGCUUAAGUUAUAAAGAUGUUGAUAUUUUUUUACUGCGGCAACUGCUUCUCAAAAAGAAGAUUAUAAUAUUUUCACGUUUUUUGAAGCUGUCGAGAUAUUUAAAACCAUUUUCUUCUUUAAAAACAGACUGGAAAAGUGGGAAUAUUUUAAGAGUUUAUUACACAUGUGUAUGUGUAUCUUGGACUGCUGAAAUAAAUGUCACUGUAUGUCAGUGUCAUUCAAAUGUCGUUGACACAUUAAUGUCAUACUAAUUGUACGUGGUUGUCCAUGACUCCUCUGAUUUGUGUAGAUUUUCUGCUCAUUGUAUUCAAACACGCCAACAUUUCUGUCAAAUAAAUGGCAGUGAGCUGGAUGAAGAUUUCAGAGAUUUAAUGUACAGUGAAUCAUUGGUGUGAAUUUCAAGUGUGCAUAAACUGUGUUACUUGUGGACCAUACAUUUUUGGAGUAUAACUAGUUGGACACAAUGGAAAAAAAAAACAUUGAACAGAGACAAGUCAGAAAUGUUUUUCCCAACACCAGCCUUAGGAUUUCAUCAUCAGCUUUCAUCCUGAGUUCAUCACAUCCAAAGGAAGAUACCACAAAAAUUUCCUGCGAUUAUGAUUAACAUGACUCGUCAAAGAUUUAUUCCUUUUUCUAUGUAUAUACUUUUAUCUCGUUUAAAAUUUUAAGAAUUUUUUUUCAACCUUUGUUGUGAUAUUUUGGAAGUUUUGGCCAUUGGUUUUGUUUCAUGUUUUAGGCUUACAAUUUUAAAGUACUUACCUGUUUUUUAGUGUCAUGAAGAAAAGAAGAAUCCGAAAUUCUUAUCAAAGUCUUCAAUAUGUUCUCGAUACCAAAACAGUUUUUGUACUCCAUUCAGUUUUGUAUUAGCUUUUAUCAAAUCGAGUAACUACGUAAUAACACAACAUAAAAGCAACAAACAUGUAGUGGACACAGAACUAGUUACAUAUUAUAUUAUUUCUAGAUUAGUUAUUGUGCUUUGAACACAAUUAUCUGUCUUUAACUUUUAAUUUAUUUGUUCUUGAUAAAUUUAACUUAAUUAUUUUGAUUGAUACUUUUUUUCCUGAUAUUUGAAGUGCAAUACCCACUGUAGAUAGACAUAAACAUAAUAUAUAUAUAUAUACAUAUGCUAUAUAUCCACAAGUCAUUAGUUGGUGUAGAGAUGGUGGUGAACAUGGUAGGCGUGGCUGUUGACUUGGACAAACUGCUGGUGGUGUAGGGUGUUUUUGUUUACCAUGAUAUCAAACAUACAAUGUGGUGUUAUUCACAUUUAUCUACUACUCAUUCUGGUAGUAGAGAUUUGUUAUAUUUCAGUCGAAGAGACCCUUUAUAAGCUGUUAAAGUUUACUAAGCUCCAUGUUAAAAAAACAGUGCGCAAUAGCAAUUAAGAUGAAAAUGUUUUUUUUUUAAAUUGUAUUGUAAAAUUAAUUUUUCUUGCAAAUUUUAUUUUAGUAAAAAAUGAAAUUAUAUUUUAUAAAUAAGAAAAAAAACUUGUAAAAAAAUGAUGUAUGUAUUUGAAAUUUUAUGACUUGACAUAGUUGUCGGCAGAGAUGUUACUACACUACCUUUCUAUAAAAAAUUCUGAUGAAAGAAUUUUUAAAACUUAUGUUUCAAUUUUUAUUUCCUUUUAAAUGUAUAAUUUCCACUUACUAAAACCUGAAAAUAGUUAUGAUUCAUUUUAAGAACACAAUAAUGUAUUAUUUCCGAUUUAGAAUUUUAAAAAAAAAUUGGGUAGUGAUUUAUAUCAUCUCUGCAGAUGUCUUGCAAGAAUUUUCAACUACAUUUUAAGUAGGACAAUUUACAACAGUCAAUUAGAAAAACUUAACCGUAAAUAUUUAUGCAAAAGGAGUUUCUAGACCUAUGGUUUUCACAAGAAACUGAAGACCAUUAAACAUGAACAUAUCAUUUCACUGUACAUAGCAUUCCUUUAUUUAUACUUGAUCCUUCUGUGGUGUCAUUGUGAAAGAUGUAGGCUUGGAACAGUAUUACUUUCAUGUUUUUUCUUUAAUUUUUGCUGUCCAAAUUAUUUUAUCUUUGUUUUUACUCGUCCGUUUCACAAUUUGUGAUUUAAUUUUUUUAUGUCUACUAAGCUAACCAGAUAUUUUCUUUCAAUGCAUUUAAAUAAUUUUUGCAACAUUCCUACAUACUGGCCUAACUUUGUAUAAUUUAAUAGUUAUCAUGGAUCACUUAUCAUCCAUUAUCUUGUACCUACCAUUCCCUGAGUUGAAAUACACAACCAUAUCUUUUGUAACAUUUUAUUAACUACAGCUCGUGCCAUUGUUCUACUACAUGCCAACAUAAUUUUCUACUGUUUCUUUACUAAUUAUACCAUUCCUUUAUUAUGUAGAUCCAUAAUAUUAUAUCAUUCCUUUACAAAAAAAGCCAUAAUCCUUUAAUCCUAAUGCCAAUCAUUAGUUCCCUGGCCAAUUUUAGUGUAAUUGGCCAGAUUAUAUACUUUCACUUUCUUAAUAUGCACACACGAGUUGCAUGCAAUCAUAAGUUUAUGAUGCACAACAGCCAGUUUUUCUAUGAAUUGCAUUUCUUUUUUACAUCUGUUUAUUAAUCAAUCUUCAAAUACUACUUAAUUUUUUAAUUAAAUAUAAUGUGUAAUAUAAACAAACAUGAUGUUAAAAUAGUUUGCCAUUAGUUUCACACAAUUGUUACCAUUUUUAUAUUUACAUUGCACAUUUUUGUGUGUGAAUUUAAUUUUUUUAAAUUAGUUUUUACUACUUAAUAAACUAAUAAUAUGAAAUUAUUUAGCAAAAAAAAAAAAAGCGAAAUCUUUUAAAAUGGUUUUAAAGUGCAUCUUAUCAGUCUUACUUCCGCGUGGCUUAAAACGGCAAUUAAGCUGGGUUUUUUUGCUAGAUUCUUCUUUUAAAAAGCUUAAAUGUUGGGUUACCAUGAACAAGUUAUGUAUAUUCAAGGGAAGUAAUAUGCUUUAAGGGGAGUUAAACAUAUUUCUUUGUCUCUGAUUCAUGAUGGAGUAAAAAAAAUAAUUCUUUUUAUCAAUGAAAAUGUUUGAGGAAAGUAAUUACAAGUAAUUUAUUUGAUACAUAUCAGCCUCUAUCAGUUUAUCAUACCAUCAUUUUGUCAUUUCAGCUGAAUAUCAUCCUUCAUCAAUAUUGUGAUGCUAUCUCUGAUACCAUAAUGUUACUGGUGUCAUAGACUAGUGAUCAUCUCAUUUCUUGUUAUUGUGAUUAACUAUUUAUUAACGGAGACAUCAUUUUACAAAGAUGGCUAGCGUGGUGCCACACCUCUAGAAGAGACCCUUCCUCUGACUGUUGAAGCUUUCAAUCAUGUGCCACAAACUGAAGAAGAAAUUCAUCCUUGUGUGUAUCUCUUCAAUUUUUUUUUUCAAUUUUUUUUUUUUUAUAAAUAACUGAUUGGGCAUUGUUAAUUUAUUGAAUUAAAGUUUUUGCGAGAGAGAGAAAAAAAAUAACACCCAGAACUACACUGAGAAGUUUACUAUAAUAUACUUUAAAUAAUAUGCUGUACUGUAAAUAAAAUUCAAGAGAUGCACACAAUAUAAAUUUUGAAAAAAAAAAGAAGUAAGAACUACAACAAAAAGAUGCACUUAAAAUGGCAGCGGAACAAAUCCAUAUUAAUACUAUUGAGUAAACGUCCUCUUAUUUAUUCCAUAAUACUUAAACAUUUAAUUUUUUAAACUUUCUUGUUGUAAAUAUGUAAAUAGUUUCUAUUGUUGGUACCAUCCAGUCACUGCUAAGGUUUUUUGUCAUUUCAUUCAUAAUUAUUUAUCAUUCCAUUCUCAAUACAUCUGUCACCAAUGUAGCUGUGGAAGGAGACCGAAACUACUUAAAAUAAAUUCAUUUAAAACAUGCCUAACGCUACUGUUCACUGCUUCAUCUUCACAACAUUGAGUCAUUUUUUUUUUAGUAGAUGGAAAACUCCAUGUAACUUAAUUGCUUUUAGUCGGCCAGUUAUCACACAUAGUUCAGUUUUUGUAGUCAUGAGGGUUUGUUUCCUAAAUUAGUCAUGCCGAUCUCUCUGACUCCCAUAUGUCAAUAAAUCAUGCAACCAGUUAUCAAAGUUAAUGUAUCAAGAUUUAUUUUUCUUGGAGGUUGUCCAUAAAUAAGGUCAGCUAUUUUAGA
Messenger RNA from Physella acuta, 11052 nucleotides. Its product is annotated as cell adhesion molecule DSCAM. Gene Ontology annotation, biological process: cell-cell adhesion. The record is from RefSeq and is a predicted model, not a curated record. Gene Ontology annotation, molecular function: protein binding. Lineage: Eukaryota; Metazoa; Mollusca; Gastropoda; Physidae.